GUCAGAGGAAGCUCAGUUGUACAGUUUCUCCUUGCUGCAGUAAUGGCGGAGAAAGGUGGAAAAGGAUUCUCGCUGCCGAAAGAACGAAAGCUUUCAUCGAAAUCCCCCAGUAAGAAGGAAGCUUCACUGAAAGGGAAGGAUGGCUCAUCAAAGAAGGGAAGGAGGAAGGUUCACUUUGAGACUUCGGAUUCUGAAGAUUCGCCAACAGCAAGGAUCAGAAGUUCAUCAAAAUCAGGUGGUAAAAUCUUGUUUGAGAGCCCUGUAGCCAAAGGAGAUGGCAGCAAAGGAGGGAAGAACGAUAAGACAGGAAAGACUGGUGGCAAGGGCACUGUGCCAAAGGAACCAACUGUUCUAGAGUUGAAUGUGGAAGAAGAGCUUCCGAAGGAUGCAAAAUGCCUGAUGGAUUGUGAGGCAGCAGUCCUUUUACAAGGGAUCCAGGAUCAGCAAGCCAGUCUGUCUGAGGAUCCAACUUUUAAAAUGCCAGAAUCAUUUGACAAAGGACUGCUGUAUGCCAAAGCUGGUAACCAUUAUACGAGUCAUCAGUCUGUGAGACGAGCCCUACAAACACUCAAAAGACACGACAUCUCUGAUGGCGAGGUUUGGAGCUCAACACAAAUGAUAUGCAUGAUCGCCAACAUUUGCCCUGAAUCAGUUGAUGAAGUGUUUGCUCUUGUCCCAUCUUUGAAGACUAACAGGCACAAGAUUGAGGAACCCAUAAAAGAUGCAUUUUAUGAAUUAGCCAAGUGUAAAAACUUCGACUAAUCCGUGAUGACAUAGACAGAUCCAUGGUAAGCUGUUUCUAACACAACUUAAAGAGCUUGGAGGGGUUCCUUGCUUGGGCUAUUGAAAUUUGUCUGAAGAGCUGAUUGAAUUAUCAUGGUUUUCUGGUGGUAUUGUACUCAUUCACAAGACUUAAAAGUGAUCCAUGGAUGCUCAAUUACCUU
Messenger RNA from Telopea speciosissima, 944 nucleotides. RefSeq names its product DNA-directed RNA polymerases IV and V subunit 4-like. The transcript is spliced from 9 exons. The coding region runs from base 43 to 762 and encodes 239 amino acids. Gene Ontology annotation, biological process: DNA-templated transcription initiation. The record is from RefSeq and is a predicted model, not a curated record. Lineage: Eukaryota; Viridiplantae; Streptophyta; Magnoliopsida; Proteales; Proteaceae. Gene Ontology annotation, molecular function: nucleotide binding. Gene Ontology annotation, cellular component: RNA polymerase complex.